This is a messenger RNA of Mytilus trossulus (common blue mussel), 3711 nucleotides long. RefSeq lists its product as uncharacterized. The transcript has 8 exons. Gene Ontology annotation, biological process: signal transduction. Lineage: Eukaryota; Metazoa; Mollusca; Bivalvia; Mytilida; Mytilidae. The record is from RefSeq and is a predicted model, not a curated record. The coding region runs from base 156 to 2426 and encodes 756 amino acids.
AAAUUUAUCUCCCUUUGUUGCUGCUGCGGCUGAGGAAUUUCGCUCCAACGGCCCCGUUGACUUGACAAUAACUCCAAUAAUAUUUAACAGAAUGUCCUGAAAAUAUAGUGUUGGUACGUAGGAGCAUAUGAUAAGACCAUUUUUCAUCUUGUAAGAUGGAAAAUGAAACAUUACAUGAUGAUAUGAAGUCAUGUAAGUUAAUAAGUGUGUCAACUGAUAUUAUAUUACCCAAGGAAAGUGAAAAGUGCAUUCGAAAAACUCAUGACAAGUCAGUUACAAAUCCUAAAGAGAAUAUAAAGGAAAAUAUUGCCUUUGAUAAAAAAGCCGAAAGUAAAGAAUGUCAGACUGAACAGAAAGACAUUUGUGGGAAUGAACCUGUUAACAUGGUUACUUCAUUGACAGAUACUGGAUUAAUAACAUCUUUUCAACAUAGAGGUGAGAAACCAGAUGUCGGCCAUCUUAUGAUGUCAAAGAUUCUUCCAGAUUCUAUACUUGAAAGUGACCCUAGCAACAAUGAUUUUCUACCCGAUAAGAAUAAUAAUGCAAAUCUUUCACAAAGAGAUGGUUGUGGAACACCACCAAUACCAAAAGACGAGGAAAGAAAUUGUAAAACAUCUAAUCACAUUCCAUUUACAGAAGCAGCAAGAAGUUUGUCACCACUUAAAGGAGGAUUAUUACAGAAUGUUGAAGAUGAAAGAUUGUCUCUAUCUGGAGUGGUUAGAGUUUUAGGAGAAAGAGAUGAUAUACUAGACAUAAAACAUAAUAAAGAUUUAGAACAUAUAUGGAAUUGUUUAAAACCGGACAAAAAAGAGGUUAAAAAAUGUGCAGCAGCUGCAGAGAUGGUUGUCAAAGCAGACUAUAAUAUCAUCUUUAAAAACUGUCUGAAAGAUUUAAAAGAAGUUGAUUUUAAACAAACAGAUUCUUUUACAGGAUGGCAUCAAGUAAAGUCAAUGUUAAAUGUUGCUUGGAUGUUGUCUGAUUCAAGUCCAUUGUUUUGUAAGCAAACAAUUGAAGAUACUGAAGCAGUUCAGAACUUAUAUAAUAUAAUGAGACUAAUCAUAGAAUGUGAUAUAUUUGAAGAAAACAAAAAUCUGAAAUACAUUAUCAAAGCUUUUCUUGGAAUUUUGCACAAUAUAUGCAGACAUUGUUCAAAUUUUAAGGAAUGUUUGAGAAGUUGUCCUUUUCUGUCUGUGAUGUUAAGAUUAUCAAAGACCAAGAUUGCAAUGAUACGAGCUAAAUGUUUGAUUGUGAUGUCAUACAUAGUUAAUGAUUCUGAAAUUCAUGUUGUCAGUACCGACUGUAAAGUGCUGGUAUUUAUCAUUGAUAUUCUGAAAAAUGCAAAAUGUUCUGAGGAUCACAUGUCAUACAAAUAUGGGAUGAACGUAUCAGAAAUACUGCAUGGCUUGAAUAAUCUGUUGGCAAAUGAUGAAAACAAGGAGAAACUUAUGUCAUUAGAUAUUUUAAAUCUCUAUUUAGAAAUCUUAUCCAAGAAUUUUUCAGAUGAAGAAGUAUGUUUAACAGUAAUGGGUAUUUGGAAAUUGUCCUUCCAUGACUCAAACAAAGACAAAAUGAAGAUGCAUUCUCAACUUUUAGAAGAACUGGACAGACUACAACUUUCAGACAAAGAGGAUGUCAGACAUGCUGCAAGAGGUGCAUUGUGGGAAAUAAACCAACAUGUUGAAGGUCCUAAUCUAAACACCAACUCUGGUAAGCUAGAAGUAGAUUGUCCCCAUAUUAUGAUAAGUUAUCAAUGGGACAGCCAAUCAGUGAUGUUAAAGGUCAAGGACAGACUGAAGGAAGCUGGAUACAAAGUUUGGAUGGAUGUAGAGCAUAUGACUGGCUCCACACUAGAAGCUAUGGCACUGGCAGUAGAAAAAGCAGCAGUGGUGUUAAUUGCAAUGUCUCAAAAAUAUAAAGACAGUCCAUCAUGUAGAUCUGAGGCUGAAUAUACAUAUAAACUAAGGAAAAGUUUCAUCCCUCUACGACUUCAGCAUCGUUAUGUACCAGAUGGCUGGCUGGGCAUGCUCAUUGGAACUCGAUUGUACUUUGAUAUAAGCAGUGAAGAUAAAAUAAAUCAUCAGAUGGACAAUGUUAUGAAGGAACUAGGGAAUCGUGGAAAGAUUGGUUCUCAUACAGAUACUGUUGAUGGGUGUUCAAAUACAAAACAAAUGAACACAGCAGUAAAUAGACUGAGAUAUGAAGAUUGGUCCUCUACAGAUGUAUUUUCCUGGUUAUCAGACAACGCUGUUAAAUUGCCUGAAAACAUACUAAAGGAGCUGGAUGGGCCAUUACUGAAAGAACUUAUGACUAUACAAGACAGGGCACCAGAACAUUUCUACAGACUUUUACAAAAUGAUUUUGGCUUUGAAGUGAUCAAUUUGCUGAGAUUCUCAAAGUUAUUGAGACAAUUAAAUACUUUGUACUAAAUUGGUAAAGCAUUGAGCUAUGUAGUCCUUUGUAUUGUAUGAUCUAGAUAUGUGAAGGGAAUCAGGAUUCUGUAAACCAACUUAUUUUCACGACUUUCGUGAGUAGGAAAAUAAUGCAAAUUUUAAUCGUCAUGAAAAUGUAUAACUUGGUGCUUUCCUUAUUAAACUACUUUAAGAAAAAAUAGAAAAUUGCGAAAUUAAAUCGCCGCAAAGUGGACUAGAAAGGAAUAAAUGCAAAAUAAAGUAUCUGUGAAAAUAAAUUGGUUUACAGUAUUUGUUUUUUACUUUUUUUUGUAAAUCAUUUUUAUUUGUUGGGUGACAAUUUUAAUAGAUUUUGUGGGUAAAGGUAAACCAAAUUUAAAUGUUUUACGAAGUAUUCAUAUUUAAAAGUAUUCAUAUUCUGUAGGCUUGUAUACAGACUGGCAAAAUCACAAAGUUUUAUUAAUACAUGUAUCAGUGGAAUGCAGUUGUUCCUCAAUCCACGAAAAUUGAUACCCAAGAAUAUAAAUGAAUCCACAGUAGGUCAAAUUUGAUAGGAAAAAUGUGAAGACUAACUACAACAAAAUAUAAAUCAAUUCAUUUGUAAUUUUCAACAUGUAUGUUACAUGGUAAGUACUGACUGUCAUUCAUUGGUUGAGUUCAUAUUUAAAGACAUUUAUGGAAAACAUUUUUAAAGUAAUAUAAGAUUUAGGGUAAUUUUGUGUCUUGUAAACUUUUAUCCACAUUUUCUUUUAUUUUUGUAUUGAUCUGCCUUGACUUUUUUUCAGGGAAUUUUAACUUUGUCUUUUUUCUGUUAAUAUCAUUUUUUAAGCAUUCCACAUUAAAAUUACAUGUUUUUACUGUGAUAUGAAUUGUUUUUGAAUGUAUAUAUGUAUGUUUAUAUAAUGAUGCAAUAGCCUUUCAACUGUGAUAACUAUUGUCUGGUUUUGUCACAUGUCAUUUAUCAGAGAAUGUAUUUAAUGUACUGGUGGAUGCAUUAUUACAUGUAUUCUUUGGAUACCAAUUUUCGUGGAUUUCGUGGUUACAGGUGAAACAAGAAAUUUUAUGUUCAACAAAUGACAAAUUUUAAAUCGGCUUGUUUGCAGGACCUCACCAAAACAAUGAAAUUAAAUAUCCAUGAACAUACAAGUUUUCUUUUAUCCACGAAAAUUAGUACCCACGAAAUAAAUUAAUCCACAGCAAGUGUUUGUAGAUAUUGUAAUUGUUUAAACUAAUACGGUAACAGUAGGAAAACAAAUAAAGUCGAAAAAGCAUUUAAGAGGGGGGCAAGGGGUUUAACUGUUAU